This is a messenger RNA of Momordica charantia (bitter melon), 748 nucleotides long. RefSeq lists its product as uncharacterized. Lineage: Eukaryota; Viridiplantae; Streptophyta; Magnoliopsida; Cucurbitales; Cucurbitaceae. The record is from RefSeq and is a predicted model, not a curated record.
AUGGCUUCUUCCAAGAGAUUGGCAACCACCAUAUCCCGGACUGCCUCUUGUUUAUAUUUUCUCCUCAUUUUCUUCCAAAUCCCUCUUUUCAGGGUCCCAUGCUGCAGAGAGGCAUCAUGCACAACGCCAUUAGAAUUGACAUGCUCCCAAUUGUUAGCAAGUGAGAUCUUUCCCACACAUGUUGUGGAAGCACUUCUGUAUCCUGGAGCCAUAACCAAAGCCAUCCUUAGAAACAGGCCCAUCCCCACCUUUAAUAGCUUGCCAAAGCUAUACAAAUUUAUACAUCUAAAAUCACCAACUUCAGCAUCUCCACUCACAUCUGAUCUCCACCGCUUAGAGGUUAUUGCAGGGAGUUACUUGGCCGUAGCAGGAGCUAUCAUGGGCAUGGUUAGGCCUGGGAGUGGGAGUGGGAGUGGGAGAAUGAGUCUGUUUGGUUGCCUUAUUGCUAUGUGGGGUAUUGUUAGGAGCAAACCUUCAUAUUUAAAUCCCAAAGCAGAAAUUAGCAGAAUCUAUCCAACCAUGUUUGUUGCUGUGGUUUUUGCUUUCUUGUCGGUUAGGAAAGAUGUGAGGAGAAUAGUACGCAGCAUCAGAGAUGAAGGCAACCCUUCAUGGAAGAAGCCCAAACGCAAAUGAACUCUAAGAUUCAUGAGAAUGGGAUAUGUUUGUUUAAGAGGAAACGUGGUAGCGUGAUCUUUUAAUUCUAAAAAUAUACAAUCCUAAGCAUAGCCUUAAAUUUUUAUAGAGGUGA